Molecule: messenger RNA, 2570 nt
Organism: Scomber scombrus (Atlantic mackerel)
Lineage: Eukaryota; Metazoa; Chordata; Actinopteri; Scombriformes; Scombridae
Exons: 3
Coding region: 269-1090 (273 amino acids)
Source: RefSeq, a predicted model, not a curated record
UGCCGUUCAAACAGGAGGCAUGGGACUGUGGAGUCAUCGAGGGGGGGAAACUCUUCUCUACGACUCACCACAACACCUCAAACCAAAGGGAGGAAGUCAUUUCUAACUGAAGAUGUUUAAUGGAACUUAUAUUACUCAUUUUUACUCAGUAAAGGACCGGAAGAGAGACAACUUAAAUGACAACUGAAGUUAUCCGUGCUCUUUUGAUACCUAGGGCAAAGUGCCACACCUUCGCUUAGCGCAACAGCUCCACGACACAGCUGGCCAAAUGGGGUGCCAAUGCUGCAGGAUGAUAAAAAGCUACAUCUACGACCCUUCCGUGGCGGUAGAUGUGAGGAAGACUGACUCUGCAGGCAGCUCGCUCUACCAGCCCAACUACCUCCCAGGCGGGGCUCCCAGCAGCGACCCAAUUAACAGCCACAACAAGCAGAAGCAGGGCUUCCACAACCUGGGCUACAGCAAGACCAGUGACAGCACCCUCAAACUAGAGGAGGACAACAACCACGUCAACUACAGGUUGCACUCUGCACCUUCAUUUACGAGGGAGCAGCACCAGCAGGUCAAUGCUCCACCUGCAGAGGGGGGGCUAUACAUCAUCCAGCCAGAAGCUCUGGGGCCGCGAUGGGUAAUGCAGGAUAAAAGCCAGAGCCAGGUGCCGGUUUACCCCAACAUACAAGAUUUUGACAAACAGAAAAGCUACGGCGAGCGAGGACACAGAGUGACAGAGAACGGGUGGGACAGCGCCAUCACUAAGUGCGUGAGCAGCAAUGAAAGCCUGUCAGCAGAUGAGAUAGACGAAGGCGUGGGAGGGACACCGGAGUACCCGUGUGACACCGGGGAUGAGGGGAGCAUCCUGUCAGUGGACAUCCACACCAGCACCACCAGCCUGUCCUCAGCCGACACCAGAGACAACCACAGACUGCCAAAAACUCCGGACGUUUCCACAGUCGAGAGCGGGAUCUCUGUGACAAAGAGCGAGGAUGAGGAGGAGGCAAGGAAUGAAGAGGAGGUGCAGAGCGUCACAGACUCAAUGGUGGCGGAGGCCCUCGCUGCUCUGGAGGCCGCCACUGCCGGGGAGGACUGUGAGUGACAUGUCGAGCUCUGUGCUUUCUCUCAUUUGUCUCUUUGAAACUCAGACUUCAACGCAGAUUGACACAGCGUUCAAAACCACAACGAGACUUCACCACAGUUCAGAAUGAAGGAAAACUCUGUUUACAAAACUACAGAUUUUAUUUCAAUUCGAAGCCUUGGAUAUUUUUUCUAUGGUGGUCACACAGACAGAAGAGAAUGUCUGCCUUGUGAAGUAGGCAACAUUUCCAAAGCUGCGAGGUUUGCUUAAUGCCACAAAUGAAGAGACAUCAGUGUGUAGACUGUGAAUACUGCCUGCAGCCAUAUCAGCCUGUUAGCCCUUUUGAAUAUAGUGUAUUUAACACUCCACAGUCCUAAUAAGCCUGUGUGUACUCAUUCACUGACAUGUCAGUACAGCGCUACAUGUUGCUUUUAUCACAUUUUUAGCCUCAUUUUGGAGCAUAGCUGUGCUAAAUGUUAGCAUAGACUCAAUUAUUUACUUUCCUGCUUGCCAUGGCUUGCUGUCUCUUCAGGAAUGUUGCCCUUCUUUCAUCAAGUAGUUGAAAGAGGAAAGGUCAUUGCUCUAUUAUUAUUUUUUAUAUGCUACCCAUGUUUUUGUUUAUAUUCUGUCCUCUUUUAUUAUUUAUAAUAUCUUCACUCACCUCAUAUUUUGAUUUAUUGUGAGUAGAAACUGAAGGUUGUUGAAGACCUGAGCAGAGGAGAGCGAGGAAGCGGUCUUUAUUUAUAAUAUAUAUAUAUAUAUAUAUAUAUAUAUAUAUAUAUAUAUAUAUAUAUAUAUAUAUAUAUAUCCGCUUAUGUUUUGGCACGGAUUUCAUCAAAAUGAAGAAGAAUUAAUAUUGUAUUCACUUGGAAAUUUAGUUAAUUUGUUUACACACUUUUUUGUGUCAUGUGCACACUCAAAUUUUUAAUUUUUAAUCAAUGAUUCGUGUCUGUUAUGAAGAUUAUUUCUGUGCACAUCAUUACUGUGUGAGAAUUAUUGAUGAAUCAUUUGUCAUGAGUCGACAUGAAGAAGAGCUAUGCACAUUUAAAUUCCCAAACAGUAAAAUGUAAAAAAAAAAAAAGCCACAUGUACAUUUCACUGAUAGCGCCUUAGUUUCUGCAGUUUUCCAUCCUCAUCUGAUCUUUGAGCCUAACAAGACCAGCUAAGGUCAGAUCAUUAGUGAAUAAACAACUGAGGGGCCAUGAAAAAAAGAGAGAAAUUAUAGGUCAGGAUUUGUGUUUCCAGUCUGGCCUGUGACAUUAGUUCAAUCUGGAGCACGCUUACGUGCCUUAAAACGAACUAAUUGAGGCUGGAUGGUGCAGAGGGAAAAAAAAUGGAUAUGAGCUUUGUGAAGAGUAUGUUCACGCUAAAAAAAAGUUAAAAAAAGAAGCUGUUUUUCUUAAUGAAGUUCUGCAACUUUCCUUUUCAGUCAUUGUUUGCCUGCCAAAUCAUUUCUACUUAUAUUUGUAUUAUAAAAUAAAGAAAUGUACUUUAAAAAAAA